AUGUCCGGUAUCCUGAAUCUGUCCAAGCCGCGCCUGGUGCAAUUGGCUUCCUCCGCCAUCUCCUUCAUCCUCUGCACAGCUGCCCUUGGCGUAUCGGCACAUAGCUUCCACGUCUAUCGGACAGAGCGUGAGACGAAUCCCUGGUGGCUCCCACUAUGGCCUGCGCACUUCAACGUACACGGAACGACGGCCUUGAUAGGAACAUCUGCCAGCAUCCUCAUGCUUAACCUGUUUUACCUUACUCUAUCUUUUGUUCCUAGGUUCGAGCUCGCCCACCGACCAACCAUGGCAGCCAUCCUGGGAAUUGCGGUCUCGCUACCCGCUGGACUGAUCUCGCUCUGCACCGUCAUCUACGUGCAUGUCCUGAAUAAUAACGCGCCGGGCGUCGAUACCAUUCAGACGUGGACAUGCCGCUUCAGCUCCAGCAAGCCGGCCAUCACCAAUCUUCAAGUAUCUGAUCAAAUGAGCAAUCAUCUCUUCGGCAGUCUUUGCGAGCAGAGCAAAUUCGCGCUCUACGCCAUGCUGGUAGUCUGCCUCCUGCAGGGCCUGUUACUGGCAACAGCGCUAGUUGGAUGGGUUGUGGAGAAGUGGGCGCAGCACAAGAGUGGGAACAACAAAAGUCAGGACGAGAGCAGCAUGGAAAUGGGUUCCAGAGCAAGCGCGGAGAAGGACGGCAAUGUUACGAUGAACGUGCAUAGUUUGGCGUAG
This is a messenger RNA of Coniosporium apollinis CBS 100218, 708 nucleotides long. RefSeq lists its product as uncharacterized. The transcript is spliced from 3 exons. The coding region runs from base 1 to 708 and encodes 235 amino acids. The record is from RefSeq and is a predicted model, not a curated record. NCBI's taxonomy places the organism in Eukaryota, Fungi, Ascomycota, Dothideomycetes.